GGCGGUGAAACUAUUGUAGUAAAGCAAUUACAAUGUAACAUCUUCGCGUAUGAAACAGAGUGUUACGUGAAUUCAAGCGUUCUAACCUGUACAGUGGCAAUACUGUUUCUUUACACAUGGCCGUAGAUGGGAGUACGCAUACGUUGUGCUUCCCCUUUAAGCUGGGUUGGGUGGAGCUCCAAAGGAAGUGAAGUGUCAACGCGACUUUCGCCAAAACAGAAAGAAGUGAGGACGGCUGCUUUGAUGAAAUUACACACCCAGUAUAGCAUUUAAGUGGCACAGAUCAAGUUCAGAACAGAGGAGUCAUCUACUGGAUGGCUGGACAGCUGUGGACACGGUCGUCAUGGUGAAAUAUGUUCCGAAAGGUCAAAAAGCGUCACAGCAGCAGCAGUUCUCAAAGUAGUGAGAUAAGCACUAAGAGUAAGUCAGUAGACUCCAGCUUGGGAGGCCUUUCCAGGUCAAGCACUGUUGCUAGCCUUGACACCGACUCUACCAAAAGCUCAGCAGGGAACAGUGCCACAGAGACCUGUGCUGAGUUCAGAGUCAAGUAUGUGGGAGCAAUUGAGAAGCUGCACUUUGACAUGAGCAAAACCCUACAGGAACCUCUGGACCUAAUCAACUACAUUGAUGCUGCUCAGCAAGAUGGAAAGCUGCCAUUUGUGCCCGGAGAUGAAGAGAUGGCCUUAGGCGUGUCCAAGUACGGAGUCAAAGUAGCUUCAUUGGAUCAGUGUGACGUGCUGCACCGGCACCCGCUCUACCUGAUAGUGCGGAUGCUGUGCUAUGACGACGGCCUGGGAGCGGGCAAGAACCUGCUGGCGCUGAAGACCACCGAUGCCAAGCAACAGGAGUGCAGCAUCUGGGUGUACCAGUGCAGCAGUGCGGAGCAUGCACAGGCCAUUUGCAAGGUGCUGUCUGCAUCCUUCGACUGUGUGCUGACCUCCGAGAAGUCCUGAGGGCUGUCGCGGGGAUUUGCGUACAAGGCACAACCUUUGACCCUUGAACUUUUAACCUCUGUGGAAAGCCACCUGGCACGAGCGAGCCCUGGCCCAAAUGUUUACCAUGUUAACAAAGUACCCCAUUUCAUAUUAUCCUGCAUGCUGUGACCCAACACUGCCUGACCACCAGUUUCAGUGUAUGGGCUCCCAUUUUCAUGUUUGUAACCUAAUUUAAUCUAUUUAAUUUAAUACGCCUGCACCUCUAGCAUGCAAGUCCUGCCAGGUUAGAAAGAGCUAUAGCAGUGGACCUGGCAGAAUUGGCAUCACACGUGGUACAUCGUAAGGUCACUAGACCAAGCGAAGCACAAUGAUGACCCUUACACCACAGAUGCUGUAAAUCCUUCUCCCCCCCCCUUUCCUUAUCGUGGUGGGAUGUCAACCUCCACACCCCCCGGGGUUCUAACCCCAUGUUCCCCAGUGUUGUGAUCCACGUGGGAUUGGAUCAGUGAUACGGUACAAUAAAAGGAAUGGAAUCCUGA
Molecule: messenger RNA, 1474 nt
Organism: Clupea harengus (Atlantic herring)
Lineage: Eukaryota; Metazoa; Chordata; Actinopteri; Clupeiformes; Clupeidae
Gene: itgb1bp1
Product: integrin subunit beta 1 binding protein 1
Biological process (GO): negative regulation of focal adhesion assembly; negative regulation of substrate adhesion-dependent cell spreading
Cellular component (GO): ruffle; lamellipodium; cell periphery
Molecular function (GO): integrin binding
Source: RefSeq, a predicted model, not a curated record